UUUUCAUCUUGAUUGUUUACUGUCCACGACCAUCCUCAGGCCCACUUCCAACCUAAGCGAACGUCUCGCAAAACUGAACCAAACCACUUGCUGCCGUCAACCACAACAUCAACAUCGACAUCAAAAGCCCCACCAAUACCUCUUUAUCCAUAGCCGCGACUAGUCAACCACACAAGACUGAGGUAUAGACAACAAAUAUGCCUCCUACAGUUCUCCCCGCGUCUGGUAACCCGCUGGUUUUCUUCGAUAUUACGCUUGGAGGUGAGAAGCUAGGUCGCAUAAAGUUUGAGCUUUUCGCGGAUGUCGUGCCUAAGACAGCAGAGAACUUUCGGCAGUUCUGCACAGGCGAAUCGAAGAACCAUUUGGGUCGGCCGCAGGGAUAUAAGGGGAGCAAGUUCCACCGCAUCAUUAAAGAUUUCAUGUGUCAAGGAGGCGACUUUAUAAACGGAGACGGCACCGGCUCAACAUGUAUCUACGGCACCAAGACGUUCGCCGACGAGAAUUUCGAGAGAAAGCAUACUGAGGCUGGAUUGCUAUCAAUGGCUAACGCUGGCGCUAACGGCAACGGCUCUCAAUUCUUCAUCACCACAGUCCCAACUCCCUUCUUAGAUGGGAAGCACGUCGUCUUCGGCAAGGUGGUCGACGGUAUGGAUGUUGUGCGGAUGAUGGAGAACACGAAGACUGGGUACCGGGGCAAGGAUGUCCCGAAUCAGGAGGUUGUGAUAAGUCUUUGUGGGGAGAUGUGAGGUUGGUCCCAAGAUCGGAAUGGGAGAAGGGAUGCUGGUGAGCCGGCAUACUCGCGAAAUUAUUCUUCUGAGCUGGCUAUGUCAAGAAGACAUGGAAAAAUAAAACUCAAUAGACACCCCAAUAUCACUUCCUAUUUUUUUUUCAUUCAAUCUCCUCAAAAUGUUGACGCAGCUUUCGAGUUUUGUCUCGUCGAGUCGAUGUAGUGCUAACCUAUCACCUUUUCAGAUCAACAGCCGUCAAGCAGACUAAAUAUCCAUAGCUCC
Molecule: messenger RNA, 1010 nt
Organism: Cadophora gregata
Lineage: Eukaryota; Fungi; Ascomycota; Leotiomycetes; Helotiales; Ploettnerulaceae
Gene: CYP3
Product: Peptidyl-prolyl cis-trans isomerase H
Exons: 6
Coding region: 198-746 (182 amino acids)
Biological process (GO): protein peptidyl-prolyl isomerization; protein folding
Cellular component (GO): intracellular membrane-bounded organelle
Molecular function (GO): peptidyl-prolyl cis-trans isomerase activity
Source: RefSeq, a predicted model, not a curated record